Molecule: messenger RNA, 822 nt
Organism: Saprolegnia diclina VS20
Lineage: Eukaryota; Oomycota; Saprolegniomycetes; Saprolegniales; Saprolegniaceae
Exons: 1
Coding region: 336-794 (152 amino acids)
Source: RefSeq, a predicted model, not a curated record
CGGUAGCUCUGAGACGAGACGCCUGCGCCCCGCGAUUGUGACCAAUUUUGUCGCCAUAGGAUCUUCGUGCUGGGACUGAAAUACCGUCACAGAGCUUCGAGUCGACGGAGAGAGCAACCGAAUCGCUUCACCGUGGCAUGUGGAAGUCGGCGGUAGAGCCCUAUGGCAGCACGGUGCGUUGGCGUCGAUAGUGUUCAGCAUUGGCGUCAUCACCGUACGAUCUUCCGCCGAUUCCAUGGCGGAAGCUGCCCAUCGCCAUCGUGUUGAAGUGUCAGUUGCCUCUGGCUUCAACGGUAACGCACCCGCGUCUAAGCCCACUUUUCAACGGUUGGCCCAUGUCGCGAACCCUCCUUUUCGUGUUGCUUCUCUUGGGGCUGAGCGCGCCCUUGGUCGUCGCCCGGGCCGAGUACGUCUCCCGCCUCCCGAACGGCAACAACGUCGCGAGCUCGGCCAUGAUUGGACAUGUCGGUAGCGGCGCGUCGCUCAAUGCGUUUGGACGGGACUUUGACGGCAAGUGGACCGUGAGCUUGUGCCAGAAAGACUCGGACGGCGACGGCCAAACCAACGGCCAAGAGCUCGGCGAUCCGUGCUGCGUCUGGUCCGAAGGCGGCGCACCGCCGCUGCAGACACGAGGUCUCUCCAACCCCGGUGACCGCUCGAGCAAGCGAACGUCGUCAGCGCUCAAUAUCACGUGCAACAUCACCAACACCAUGAGCUCUGCGAGUAAGAACGACUUCCACGCUACCUCGGCCGCCCUCGUGACAACUGUGGUGCUCUUCAUCGUACUGCACUAGUUGAAUUGGAAUUUAAACGGCCUUUUUU